This is a messenger RNA of Paramisgurnus dabryanus, 2802 nucleotides long. It is a transcript of the gene fam89a, whose product is annotated as family with sequence similarity 89 member A. The record is from RefSeq and is a predicted model, not a curated record. Lineage: Eukaryota; Metazoa; Chordata; Actinopteri; Cypriniformes; Cobitidae.
AAUGGACAGGAAGUGCGAGUUCCAGCCCCACAGAUUAUAGGUGUCGUUAGGAGCGGUAGUUGCUACAUGGAUUUGUCGACGUUUUCGUGUAACAGUCUUUAAGAAAAUCAGCACAUGCUGUUCUUUAUACUCUCGUCUGUUAAUAUAACGUGUUACUGGUUAAUGUUACUAUGAAUGGUAAGGUUGGGAAUGGAGCAGCGGGCGGUAUGUUGGCCUGUAUCGAGGGUCUACCGCCGUUGCCCAAGAGCUUAAGCGGGCUGCUCAACUCCAGCGGCGGCUCGUGGAGAGAGAUGGAGAGGAUGUACGUGAAGAAGACCAUGAUCCAAGACGACCUGAGCCGAGGACGAAAUAACGCCGACAAUCUGCUGGCGAAUAAACCGGCAAACCUGGAUGCAGCCCUGGCUCUGCUCAGGAAAGAGAUGGUGGGUCUGCGUCAGCAGGACAUGUCUCUGCUCUGUCAGCUCUGGUCUCUCCAUGAGUCAAUCCAGGAGUACAAGGGCAGCUGCCAGGACCUGUCUGCCGUGUCCGGCACUGACGGGCCGUAUGGAAUGGAAAACGGCUAUUUUGACGAAGAUGAGGAAUAUUAUACAGAAUCUGUUAUGACACCAGCCGAAACACCGGACGGAAAUGACACAUCUCCCAAAAACGGGACAUCCAAGGACAGUUGGAUACAUGACUCCUUCCAUAUCACAAUCUAAAAGAUGAACUCGAGUUGCUUUUUCUUUGAGGAAAACAAGCUGUGCCAUAAUUUCCGUUGCUGGCAUUGUUUAGUUUUACAGCAGACUCUUUCUACAGGAAAUUUAAAGGAGGAUUAUUAUUUAUUGUGUAAUACAUAAUAGUAUUUUUUUGCUGAUUUAAUCAACAUUGGAUAUUUUAUAAGAUCUUUUUUAUAUGGGGAGAAGCAUAUGGUUUCAAAAUGAUGUUUACAGUAAAGCAACUUUUGUUUGACUAGAAGCCCCACUGGAUCUAGAUUUAUUUUUAUUUCUCACUGAGCAGUUGCUCGCCGGGUGCUUGAUGAAAGGUUUUUUGAGUUUUGAUAAAGCUGGACAUGCUACCUAUUCUUUGCUGAAAUGUAAUCCAGGGUAUAACCAGCACAAAGCGCUCAUGACAGCAUCACCAAAACAUGCCAUGGUGUCCUAGUGUAUUUAUUAUACAACAUAUUGCAUAACUCAUUCAUUAUUUACAUAUCUUACACAAGUAAAUUGAUAUCCAGCUGUGUUCAGCUCCAUAACAUUUCUAUAGCAUUUACAUUUCAUGUCAACCUACACUAGAUGGUGUAUUGUAGAUGUUUUAUUUAUUUGCUGCUGAAUGUCUUCCAUUACGUUUGAAUACACCGUCAAAAUGCAGUAUAAAGUUAAAACAACUUGGUUUUGCAAAUCAGUUCAACCUACUGUUUUAAGUUUUGACUGUGAUAAGUUGACCUAACUUAAACAAAAAACAAGUUGAAAUUGUUUAACUUAAUAUUUUAAGUUAAAUAAAAAAAGUUGAUUUGACACACAUGCUGCAUUUUUUUUUUACAGUGUACCAAUCUCGAAUACCAUAUAUAUAUAUAUAUAUAUAAGUAGCCUGUAUUGACAAUAUGAGAUAAUAAACUUUGUUUUGCCAUCAAUAUAGUCAUGAAUCAACCAAAAAUAAUCAGUGUAUACGUAUUCUGAAUGUCUCAGCUAUCACAGCAUAUCAACGGUCAUUUUAUAAAACAUGUUUUUAUUUAACGUGUGGUAAUUUGUGAUUUUUGUGUCUCGCAAUGCAAGGAAAGGACUACACUCUCAAAAUGGCUGGGUUAUUUUUGACCCAUAAUGCGUAAAUAUUGGACAAAACGCACAGCUGGGUUAAAAAUCCCCCAAUGCUGGGUUGUUUUUACCAACUUUGGGUCAUUUUUAACCCAGCAAGUGGUUUGUCCAAUAUGGGUCAAAAAGAACCAUGCCAUUUUUCGAUUGUAUUAAAUUUAGCGUGAUUAAGAACUUUAAUACUUUAUAAAUGUGAAUUUUUUUGCAGUUUUCUUUUGAAAUGUGAAUGAAAUAAUAUCAGCAAGAUAUUUGUUUUGACCUCUACAAUGCAACAGUCCUUGUUUUUUUUUACACAUCUGGAACGUACAUAAAUGCAGCACAAUUCAACUUAACCCUCCUGUCUCUUACCGGUUUCAAAUGCUGAUUCAAUUUUAACUCCUUUUCCAACACACAACCUAUCAGAUUUUAGUCAAAAAUUAUAUAUAAUUGGAAAAACAGUAACACAACUAAAACAACAACAAUAUUGUUAUUCAACCAGCAGGGUUUUGGGUGCUUUGACCAAAGGGCGCACUGACAGUAACUUAACACAUUGUGCCUUGACACAUCUUGGUUUCUAAUCCAGGUGCUAUUGCCAUUUCCAGCUAUCUAUUAACUUAUUUUUAUAUCUCUAUUCAUCAGCUCAUCCCAGCAAAAACAUCUUCUCACCACCCAUCCUAUUAUCUUCCAACCUGUUGUGAUUUACAGCUGCGGUCCUGCCAUUUACCCAGAAAUUCCUUCUUGGUUUUUGUAAUUUGCAUUGCAAGUCAGUGAAAGUAUUUUGGGGUUUGUUUGAUCUCUGUGGUUGGUUGUGAAACGCUGUUCUUGGAUGUUUUAUAUAAAGUGGUGCUAAAUUUUUUGCAUGUUUGAUUUGAUGUUUUUGGUCAAUCCAUGUUCUCAGAGUCUUGCAUUGGGUGUGUUUGUGUGUGAAACUGUGCUUAUACGUGGUCUGAGCUGAUAAUGAUACAAGAAUAAUCAUUUUUCUAUUUUCUUUUAUUUAGUAGCUAUAUAAAAAAAUAAAAUAUCACAAUGAAUGGCA